Xylaria bambusicola is the source of this 4442-nucleotide messenger RNA. RefSeq lists its product as uncharacterized. The record is from RefSeq and is a predicted model, not a curated record. Bases 717 to 3929 code for a protein of 1070 amino acids. Gene Ontology annotation, molecular function: translation initiation factor activity; GTPase activity; GTP binding. The transcript has 5 exons. Lineage: Eukaryota; Fungi; Ascomycota; Sordariomycetes; Xylariales; Xylariaceae.
GGUACCACGACUCCCCCCGCCAUGUGCUUCACAAAAAUAAAUAAAAUUGUCUUAUCCACUGAAAUGUCUGCAUAAACGUGGGCAACCCACCGGCAACUCCCCGCAGCGUCAUCAUCAAUCUGCUAGCUACCUGCCUUACCUUCCCGCCCACCAAGACUACCUACCACCAAGUAUCUACCUAGUCCCCUAGGUACCUAUACUUACCUGUACAUACCCAUAGUGUGGACAGCCCCGCCUAGGCUAGGUUACUUAGGUAUCCCAGGCCCUCUCUCGCCUCACUGCAUCUAGUGAGAGCAAGCGCUACCAACUUUUUCUCUUGCCUCUUCUUGUGCCUGUCUUGUUGGCCUAAGGUUCGGAGAUAAGAAACCCUACUUGUUGGAAGACAACUAGGUCAGGCAAUGUCUAGGGAUUCUUCUGGGAUAUGAUAGAAUAGACCUACCACAUUCCUACCUCUUACCCAUCCUUGAUCAUCUCUCCGCCUCCUCUACGGUUGUCCAAACGCCGCACCUUUGUCACCCCUCCUUGUCUUGCCUCCUCUACCAGGUAGGCGACUUGUCGAUAUUUUUUAAACACGACACGGCCGAGAAUAUAUAUCACGUUCGAACACCUCUACUAGAAUCUAUCUACUCCGCUUCGCUGCGUAGUGCGACUAGUAAGACGCCGCAAUCUCCUCAAACCCUGUCUAGCCACGAGUCCAGAAAGCAAAAGCCAUCAAGAUGCCGCCGAAAAAGAAGGGAGGAAAGAAGGCUGCCGACGACUGGGAGGCUGACCUUGGUGAGAGCAUUGCACCCACUAAUGGUGAUGCCGCACCCGCCGCCGCUGCCGACACUGCCGGUGAACAGCCCGAGGAAGAUGAUGCCCCCGUUGGUGGCCUCAUGGCUUUCCGCAAGAAGGCCAUGGAGAGACGUAAGAAGAAGGGCUUGUCUGAGAACUUCGUGGACGGCGACUCGGCACAACCAGCUACCCCGGAACCCACUGACAUCACCUCCUUCCAACCCCCCCAAGAGGCGACCGCCGAGGACGAAUUUGCUCUGCCAGAGAAGAAGGGCAAAGGAGGGAAGCAGAAUAAGAACCAGCCUGCUGCCAAAGCCACCCCCGCUGCAGCCGAUGAUGAUGAUGCCGACGGGGGUAGAAUACUCACGAAGGCUGAGAAAGAGAAGCUGAAGAAGGAAAGGGAGAAGCAAAGGAAAAAGGAACAGGCCGCGAAAAAGAAAACAGCCGCACCUGCGCCUGCCGCGAAAGCCGCGGAACCCGCCAAACCUGCUGCCGAGGAAAAGAAAGAGGAUCCAGCGUCAGCACCCGCUGCAGAGGCCCCGGGAAAGAAGGGUAAGAAGCUGCCGGCUCACUUGGCUGCCAUCCAAAAACAACAGGAGGAAUUACGGCGACAACGUGAAGAAGCUGAGAAAGCUGCCGAGCACGAGAAAACCCGCCUCGCGGAAUUAGAGAAACAAGAAGCCGAAGAGGUCAAGCGAAAGGAGGAAGAAAGGGCUCGCAAGAAGCAGAAAGAAAAGGAGAAAAUUGAGCAACUCAAGAAAGAAGGAAAAUAUCUCACCAAGGCCCAGAAGGAAGAGAAAGCUCGCAAUGAGAGAAAGCUACAGCAGAUGAUCCAGGCUGGCCUCCAGGUUGGACCCUCAGAUGAUGGCGAGGAGAAGAAGAAAAAGGUUACCUACGACAGCAAGAAGCGUGGCAAAAAGAAUGAGCAGAAGGUUGAUGAAGAGAAACUUCUAGCCGAAGCUGCCGAGAGGGCCAGAUUACAAGCUGAAGCUGCAGCUAAAGAGGCUGAAGCUAAGGCCGCUGCAGAAGCCGCCGCGCAAGCUGCUGCUGACGAAGCUGCUAAGAAAGCUGCUGCAGAGGACGAGAUCGAGGAUGAUUGGGAAGCAGCCGCAGCUUCGGGUGACGAUGUCAAAGACAGCUGGGACGCCGAUUCAGAUGAAGAGGCUGCAAAGGAACCCGCCAAAGAAUUACCCUCACGGCCCAAGGCCAAGGCAGCAGCCGAGUCUAAUUCCGAGUCAGAAGAGGAGUCUUCUGAGGACGAGGAACAAUCAGCAGCUCGUGCCGCUGUGGCUCAGCGCAAGAAGGAGGCAGCCGAGCGGAGGGAGAAAGCCCACCAGGCUGCUUUGGCUGCUAGAUCCAAGGAGAACCUUCGUAGCCCCAUCUGCUGUAUCUUGGGUCACGUCGAUACUGGCAAGACAAAGCUGCUAGAUAAAAUCCGGCAAACCAACGUCCAAGAAGGCGAAGCAGGUGGUAUUACACAGCAGAUUGGUGCUACAUAUUUCCCAGGUGAGGCUAUCAAGCAAAAGGUCGCUGUUGUCAACACAGAUGGAAAGUUUGAGUUGAAGGUACCCGGUCUUUUGAUUAUUGACACACCUGGUCACGAGUCUUUCUCCAAUUUGCGCUCCAGAGGUUCCUCGCUUUGCAAUAUUGCUAUUCUAGUUGUCGAUAUCAUGCACGGUCUCGAGCCCCAGACACUUGAAUCGAUGAAGUUACUCCGUGACCGGAAGACACCGUUUAUUGUGGCACUGAAUAAAAUUGAUCGUUUAUACGGUUGGAAGAAGGUCGACAACAACGGAUUCCAAGAGAGUCUGGCUCUUCAAAGCCGUGGUGUACAGAACGAAUUCAAGAAUCGGUUGGAGCAGACCAAGCUCGCCUUUUCCGAGCAAGGAUUCAAUGCCGAGGUUUUCUACGAGAACAAGUCCAUGGCUCGAUACGUCUCAUUGGUGCCCACCUCCGCUCACACUGGAGAGGGUAUCCCGGAUAUGUUGAAGCUCAUUCUACAGUUAACACAAGAACGCAUGGUCGGUUCGCUCAUGUACCUCUCAGAAGUACAAGCCACCGUUCUUGAAGUCAAAGCUAUUGAGGGUUUUGGUAUGACUAUCGAUGUUAUCUUAUCUAACGGCAUUCUUCGAGAAGGCGAUCGAAUAGUCGUGUGCGGUGUCGAAGGAGCUAUCACUACAAACAUCCGAGCUUUACUUACUCCGGCAGUCAUGAAAGAGCUGCGUGUCAAGUCACAAUAUGUACACAACAAGGAAGUGAAGGCAGCUAUGGGUGUCAAGAUCAGUGCACCUGGCCUCGAAGGCGCCAUUGCCGGCUCUCGACUGCUCGUGGUCGGACCUGAUGACGAUGAAGAAGAAUUAGAGGAAGAAGUUGAAGCAGAUCUGAACAAGCUGUUCAGCCGUGUUUCGACUUCAGGACGUGGUGUCAGCGUGCAAGCAUCAACCCUUGGUUCACUCGAAGCCCUUCUCGAUUUCUUGAAGGAUUGCAAGAUUCCCGUGGCUAAUGUGGGUAUCGGCCCUGUGUUUAAGCGUGAUGUAAUGCAGUGUGGUACGAUGUUGGAAAAGAAUCCGGAUUACGCUGUCAUGCUCUGUUUCGAUGUCAAGGUCGAUAAGGAGGCGCAGGCUUAUGCCGAGGAGAACGGAAUCAAGAUUUUCACUGCCGACAUCAUUUACCACCUGUUUGACGCCUUCACGAAACACAUGGCGGAGCAACUCGAGAAGAAGAAGGAAGAGUCUAAGCUUCUCGCCGUCUUUCCCUGUGUCCUCAACACCGUAGCAGUCUUCAACAAGACCAACCCGAUUGUUGUGGGUGUCGAUGUAGUCGACGGUAGUCUCCGUGUUGGCACGCCCAUAGCUGCUGUGAGGCAGAGUGCCACAGGUGGCAAGGAGAUCGUUAGUAUGGGCCGAGUAUCGUCAAUUGAAAGAGAUCACAAGCAGAUCCCAGUCUGCAAGAAGGGCCAGCCCUCAGUAGCCGUCAAGAUUGAGAUGGGCGGCCACCAGCCAACGUACGGCCGACAGCUCGAGGAGUCUGAUACACUAUACAGUUUGAUUUCGCGCGCGAGCAUCGAUUGUCUGAAGGAAUUCUAUAGAAAAGAGGUCACGAACGACGAGUGGCAGCUUAUCAUCAAACUUAAGCCCCUGUUCGAUAUCAACUAAGGGUCCGUGCGUACCUAACCUACCUAAGUUUUAACCAAAAUAGAUGGAACAGAUACACAUAGCUCCUACUUAGUAUCUUUUGAUGGCAUUUCACCACAGCGAUAAUGGGUUGUACAACUUCAGCGCUGUAUUGCUAUGGCUUUGAUUCCGGACGGCUACGGCUAGCAUGCGCUCGGCUACCUACUCAGGUAACCAGGCAUAUGACAUCAAUCACAUGUAUUUAUGAGUGGAUGACAGACACGGACAAAAGUGAGAUUCGGGGGGUGUGGGUUUGUUACGGAUAGUCAUUUUUUAAUUGAAUUCUAUUGCAUGCAUAUAACUAACUAACUACUCCAUUUCUCUGUCGUUUCCUAUCUUUAUUUAUUCCCGUUUUUAGUUUUUCAAUUUGAUCAGAGGGGAAUAUGCGUUGUUUUAAAGGGGUGGUCCUUUUUAUCUGAUUGAUUCUAUUUACUGUUCCUAUAUACUCCGUAUUAUAUAUUUAUGUGCCUUGAAGACGGCUUAUGUUAAUGAGGU